Messenger RNA from Micromonas pusilla CCMP1545, 1305 nucleotides. RefSeq lists its product as uncharacterized. The transcript has a single exon. Lineage: Eukaryota; Viridiplantae; Chlorophyta; Mamiellophyceae; Mamiellales; Mamiellaceae. Bases 1 to 1305 code for a protein of 434 amino acids. The record is from RefSeq and is a predicted model, not a curated record.
AUGCGUCGUCGUCGUCCUCCUCCUCCUCCUCUCGCGUUCGCCCUGCUCGGUGUCGCGUGCGUCCUCGUCGUCGCGCGCGGCGCCGCCGCGGACGACGACCGCGGCGACGGCGACGGCGACCGCGAGCGGCGAAGAGGCCAACGCGCGUACGCGACGCCGCCGCGGACGCGCGCGCUCGACCCCGCGCCCUUCGCCUCCGCGUCGUACUCGUACGCCUCCGCGUAUUAUCCGACGCCGACGCCGACGUCCGCCGAGCGAGCCGCCGCGGCCGCCGCGCUCGCGCGCGGCGCCGUCGCCCUCGGCGGCGCCGCGUUCGACGCCGUCGGCGCCGCGCUCGAGCUCGGCGCGGACGAGCUGGCGUGGAUGAUGGACGCGAACGACGACGACGACGAAGGGCUGUUCGCGACGACCUGGGGGGACGCGGACGCCGACCUCGCGGGCGCGAUACGCGCGUUCGCGUCGUCAGAGGCGGCGGCGUCGCGGGCGUCGCCGCCGCCGCCGCCGCCGCCGCCGCCGCGACCGUCCGGCGCGCCGCGCGAGGACUUCCGCGCGGCGGGACCGUACGAGGUCGACUCGCACGACGUCGCGUUCUACGACGACGGCGACGGCGGCGGCGCGUGGCCGCGGCGCGUGCGCGCGCUGGCGUUCAAACCGGUCGCCUCGAUCGACGCGCGCCCCGGCUCUCAUCGCGGCCCGUUCCCGGUCGUCGCGUUCGCGAUCGGGUGGAACAACUGGGCGUCGCGGUACGCGCGCACGCUCGCGCACCUCGCGUCGCACGGGUUCGUCGUGCUCGCGCCGACGACCGCGGACAGGGACGUGCGUCCGGGAAGGCGCGUUCGCAUUCACACCGGUCCCCGUACGACCCCGUUCGCGUGGUGGACGCCGUUCCUUAAGGACUUUCUCUCCCGGCGCGCGUCUCUCUCCGCCCAUCACCCCUCGGUUUUAAUCCCGAGGCACGCGCCUCGACGCCUUUCAACUCCAACGCUUCUGACGCCUUUCAACUCCACCCCGACGCCUUUCGACUCCGCCUCGAAGUUUCUCCUCGCUCGCGUCGGACCUCCGCGCGUGCCUCGAGUGGGCGCGGCGCGAGACCGACCGUCCGUCGUCGCCGCUGUACGGUCUCGUCGAUCGCGAACGGUCUGGGCUGUUCGGGCACUCCAGCGGCGCGGGCGCGGCGGCGCGCGCGACGAUGGACGUCAAGCGCGGCGGCGGCGGCGGCGGGGGGCGCGGGACGCACCUCAGGCGCGUUCUAUGUCACACUGGUCCCCGUACGACCGCGUCGGCGCGGUGAACGCCGUUCCUUAA